AUGGCCAUAGGUCUUGCGAUCCUGAUAAUUGGCUUCGCCGCGGUUUUUGCAGCGUUCCUGCUGCUGAUAAUUGGACUUAUCUAUGCGGAAUUAAUGAAUUCGGAAAUCCCUAGCGGGGUCACCAAUCGUUCGAAACUACACGUAGUUCACAUUUUAUUUGUCGGCAUAGCAAUUGUGGGCCGGAUUUUGGACCGUUUGGGUCUCUGUCACCAAGUGAGCUUCACCCGCUGGGUUUCCGCCCGCUUCCUGGUCUGCAAGAGGCCGGCUCCGCCCGGGCUGCACAUCCGAGACAUGCUGUUCGAAGGGGUUCCAGUCCGAGUGUACCAGCCCACAGCGCCCUCUGCUGGUGGGAGGAGGGGCCUGGUGUACUUCCAUGGUGGGGGCUGGGUGAUGGGAAGCAUAGACACCGCAGAUGAAAUCUGCAGAUGCAUCGCCAAAGAGUCCAAAACCACAGUGGUGUCAGUUGGUUACCGCCUGGCCCCUGAGCACACGUACCCAGCCCCACUGGACGACUGCGAGGCCGCCACCUGCCACUUCCUGUCGGUGGCGGAGGCCGAUUUCGGGGUGGACCCCUGCAGGGUGGCGGUGGGCGGGGACAGCGCCGGCGGAAACCUGGCGGCCGCCCUGUGCCAGCGGCUGGCCAAGAGAGCAGACGGCCGUGUGCCGCCCCCCCGCGCCCAGGUCCUGCUCUACCCCGCCCUGCAGAUGGCAGAUUUCAGCCUGCCCUCGUACCAGCAGAACCACGCAGUGCCCGUGCUGUUCCGCGGGCGGGCCGCCUUCUACUUCCUGCAGUACCUGUGCGGGGACGCGGCGCUGUGCCCGGACCUGCUGGAGGGAGCCCACGUGCCCCCUGACCUCAGGCUGCAGUACAGGAAGUGGCUGUCCCCAGAGCUCCUCCCGCCCGAGUUCCUGGCGCGGGGGUGCGGGGAGGGGCCGGCGCCGGCCCAGCACGACGGCGAGGUGUACCACGCGGUCCGCGCAGGGCUGGACCCCGAGGUGUCCCCCCUGCUGGGCGAGGAUGAGGUUGUCCGUCGGACGCCCCCCGCCUUCGUCCUCACCUGUGAGUACGACGUCCUGAGGGAUGAUGGGAUACUGUUCCGGAAGCGGCUGGAGGACCUGGGCGUGGCCGUGUCCUGGCACCACGCCCGCGACGGCUUCCACGGGAUCCUCAACUUCUACAACCGCGGCUGGCUGAGCUUCAUGGCCGCCAGGCCAAUCCUGGACAGCAUUGUCAGAUACAUGGAGACGCUUUGA
Messenger RNA from Megalops cyprinoides (Indo-Pacific tarpon), 1254 nucleotides. RefSeq names its product arylacetamide deacetylase-like 4 (gene aadacl4). NCBI's taxonomy places the organism in Eukaryota, Metazoa, Chordata, Actinopteri, Elopiformes, Megalopidae. Gene Ontology annotation, cellular component: membrane. Gene Ontology annotation, molecular function: carboxylic ester hydrolase activity. The record is from RefSeq and is a predicted model, not a curated record.